GGCCAGCUCUUGGCUACAUGUCCAUGUAGAUCACUCGCUGGGUCGCUGUGGGACGGUCCAAGCUCUGCACUUUGCAUACUUCAUGUUUAAUUAUAAUUUUUUCGGGGCUUACUUAAUGAGCGCGCUCCACUUGGAGGCGCGUGCCACACCAACCAUUUGGGUGGAUUGCCACAUCGGAGUUGCAGUCGGACUGGAUGGAGUGCUGGUGUAAUGAGCGGAGUAUAAAACCACCCGAGGACUCGGUAGAUUAAUUACUUCGAUUCCGAUCUCCGUCGCGUGCAUUACAUUACCCCAGAGUUCUCAGAACCCGACUGACCAAAAACCAAAUGAUGGGAAAAGUGAGCUUUCUGUUCUGUCUGGGCCUGGCACUGACUUUGAGCAGCGCCCUUGAACUGCAGCCGGAGCCGGACUACGGACCAGUGGCCUACGAGUUCCAUUGGUCAGUCAACGAUCCGCACACCGGGGACAUCAAGAGUCAGAAAGAGGUGCGCAAGGACGACAAGGUCGAGGGCGUCUACGAGCUGAUCGAUUCCGAUGGUUACCGUCGCAUCGUCCAGUACAAGGCGGACGAUCACAACGGCUUCGAGGCGAUUGUCCACCGGGAGCCCACCGACAUCAAGAUCCCCCUGCCCGAGCCAUCCAAAAAGCUGAUCGCCGCCAAGCUCGUGGCGGCACCACUCGUGCACUACGCCGCCCCCAAGGCCCUCAUCAAACAAGAGCUGUCGCCAGGUAACUAUGUCUCUGUUUCCGGACCCACAGCUCAGUACAAGUACUGAAGGCCCCGACUGACCACCUCACCAUUAGCACCUCUCCAUGAGCCAUGAGCGCCAUAAGAAAAGCAAUCUCCACUGCACACGUCAUAAUUAAAUUAUAUAUACGCCAUAAUCCUGUACCCUAGUACAUACUCGUACAUACAUACAUACAGCAGUCUACAUAUAAA
Drosophila persimilis is the source of this 940-nucleotide messenger RNA. RefSeq names its product cuticle protein 7 (gene Cpr30B). Lineage: Eukaryota; Metazoa; Arthropoda; Insecta; Diptera; Drosophilidae. The record is from RefSeq and is a predicted model, not a curated record. Gene Ontology annotation, cellular component: extracellular matrix. Bases 327 to 776 code for a protein of 149 amino acids. The transcript has 2 exons.